This is a messenger RNA of Gymnogyps californianus (California condor), 1461 nucleotides long. It is a transcript of the gene INSM2, whose product is annotated as INSM transcriptional repressor 2. Gene Ontology annotation, molecular function: RNA polymerase II cis-regulatory region sequence-specific DNA binding; DNA-binding transcription repressor activity, RNA polymerase II-specific. Lineage: Eukaryota; Metazoa; Chordata; Aves; Accipitriformes; Cathartidae. The record is from RefSeq and is a predicted model, not a curated record. The transcript has a single exon. Gene Ontology annotation, biological process: neuron differentiation; regulation of cell cycle process; negative regulation of transcription by RNA polymerase II. The coding region runs from base 1 to 1461 and encodes 486 amino acids. Gene Ontology annotation, cellular component: nucleus; transcription repressor complex.
AUGCCGCGCGGCUUCCUCGUCAAGCGCAGCCGGCGCCCCGGCGGCUCCUACCGGGCGCGCCCGCGGGAGCGGGACCCGGACCGCGACCCGCCGCCCGCCCCGCCGCCGCCCCCGCCGCCCGCCGCCGGGGACAGCCCCGCCGCCAGGCAGGGGGCGGAGGAGGAGGAGGAGGGCGAGGAGGAGGAGGGCGCCGCCGCCGCCGCUUGCCCCGCGACGUGGCCCCCCGGCGGCGGCUGCGGCGGCCCCGGGCUCGCCCCGCCGGAGGGGCCGGCCGCCUGGGGGGCGGCGGGGCCGUGCAGCGCCGCGGGGCCGCGGGCGGCUCUCUUCGAGCGGUGCCUCAGCUCCCCCGCCUCCGCCGAGUCCUUCCCCCUCGCCGCCUCCUUCCCGCCCGCCGAGAAGCUGCUGCUGCAGCCCCGCACGCCGCUGCCCGCCCCGCCGCCGCCGCCGCCGCCGGUGCCCGCGCUGAAGCGGCCGUCGCGGGCCAAGGCGCCGGCCAAGAAGGGCAAGGCCACGCGGAAGCUCAGCUUCGCCGACGAGGUGACCACCUCGCCCGUGCUGGGGCUGCGCAUCAAGGAGGAGGGGCCCGAGGGCCGGCCGGGGCCGGGGCCGGGGCCGGGGCCGCCGGCGGGGCGCACGCCGCUGGGCGAGUUCAUCUGCCAGCUGUGCAAGGAGCAGUACGCGGACCCGCUGGCGCUGGCCCAGCACCGCUGCUCCCGCAUCGUGCGCGUCGAGUACCGCUGCCCCGAGUGCCACAAGAUCUUCAGCUGCCCCGCCAACCUGGCCUCGCACCGCCGCUGGCACAAGCCGCGGCCCGGCCCCAGCGCCGACGGCUCCGCCGCCGCCGCCGCCGCCCCGCCGGGCAAGGAGAACAGCCCCGAGCGGCGGCCCCGCGGCCUCACCGCGCCCCUGCCCCAGCCGCCGCCGCCGCCCCGUCAGCACCGCGGCGGCGCGGACAGCGCCGGCGGCGCCCCGGCCCCCCCCGGCCCCGGCCCCGGCCCCGGCCCCGGCCCCGCUCCGGGCGGCGCUGCCGCUCCCGGCCCCGGCGGCGGCCCCGGCGGGGAGGCCUUCGCCUGCCCCUGCUGCCAGAAGCGGUUCCGGCGGCAGGCCUACCUCCGCAAGCACCUGGGUACCCACGGGGCGGCGCGGCCCGCCGCCUACGGCCCGCCGGAGCGCGGGCAGCUCGCCUUCGCCUGCCACCUCUGCGGCGCCCGCUUUCCCUCGGCGGACAUCAGGGACAAGCACCGGCUGUGGCACGCCGUGCGGGAGGAGCUGCUGCUGCCGCCGCCGGCCGGGCCCCCCGAGGGCGGCGCGGCGGGCGGCGAGCGGCAGGGCUUCCCCUGCAAGCACUGCCCCGCCACCUUCUUCAGCGCGCCCGGGCUGGCGCGGCACGCCAGCAAGUGCCACCCGCCGGAGAGCAGGCAGGUCCUGCUGCUCCAGGUGCCCGUCCGGCCGGGCUGCUAG